UCUCUAGUACCCCUUCUGCCUGUCUCACAGUGUAUUUUGAAAGGUGGGAGAAAAGCUCCUCCCUAGAACUUUCUGGAACUUUCUCCAACUGCCUCCCCAACGACCAACUGCUACAACCUCCUCUCCUGCCACUCCAGGAACUUUCCCCGACACUCUCACACCCUUAAUACUGCCAGACCCUGAUUGUGUAUGGCCCAAAUGCUGGGGCAAACGGGAGAAACUUGAUCCCCUCAUUUUCUCCAGCCCAGAAACCUGCCAAGAUUUCUCACUCCCCUGCUGUCACCACUCAACAGCUCCCACACUGCUCUCGGUGCGCAUGGGCUGGACCAUGAGGCUGGCCAUGGCAGCCCUGAUUCUGAGCCUCACAAUGCUGGUCACCACCGAUGAGGAGGAAAGUGACCGAUGUGUGUACGAGGCCCUGCCUGACACUGACGCUGUUAUCUGCAAGGGCCUUGAAGUUUUCUACCCAGAGUUGGGGAACAUUGGCUGCAUGUUUGUUCCUGACUGCAGUAACUAUAGGCUAAAGAUUACCCACUGGCCCGCGCCAACCGUCAAGUUCCCUCGGGCCUUAGAGGAUGCAACCUACAUCCUGGUGAUGGUGGACCCAGACGCCCCUAGCAGAUCUAAUCCCCAAGCUCAGUUCUGGAGACAUUGGCUGGUGACAGAUAUCAAGGGCAUUGACUUGAAGAAAGGGAAGAUACUGGGCCGGGAGUUAUCGGCCUACCAGCCUCCCAAACCUCCAUCACAAACUGGCUUCCAUCGCUACCAGUUCUUCGUCUAUCUUCAGGGAGGGAAGAGCAUCUCUCUCCUUCCGGAAGAAAACAGAACUCGAGCCUCUUGGAAAAUGGACAGAUUUCUGAACCGCUAUGACCUGAAUGAACCUGAAGCAAGCACCCAGUUCAUGACCGAAAAUUACCAGGACUCUCCAAAUUUCCAGGCUCCGGAAGGAAGAAGCAGUGAGCUCAAGGAGAGACCCAAGCAAAAAUAACUGCCUGCCUGACCUCAGGCUUGGCCUUGCAGGUUGUGUGUCCUGUUGCCCACCAUCGACAGUCUGGGUAUGGAACCCCCUCUGCGUAUGGAACCCCUUUUCUUCCAAAUUAAAAAAGAAAAUAUC
This is a messenger RNA of Rhinolophus ferrumequinum (greater horseshoe bat), 1114 nucleotides long. RefSeq names its product phosphatidylethanolamine binding protein 4 (gene PEBP4). The transcript is spliced from 8 exons. Lineage: Eukaryota; Metazoa; Chordata; Mammalia; Chiroptera; Rhinolophidae. The record is from RefSeq and is a predicted model, not a curated record. Bases 317 to 988 code for a protein of 223 amino acids.